AUGGAAACAGCCAAGACGUCUUCCACGCCCGACAAGAAGACUACCAAGCGUUCUUCGACCCGCAAGACGGGAAAGACCUCGACCGGCGCGUCAGGCGAGUCCAAGUUCGAGUAUGAUGCCACUGUUUACACCGGCGAGACCGAGUUUGGUGGCUGGGCCGGCAACAUGGCAAUGAUGAUUGGGUUCCCGAUACUUAUGUGGUACAUGUUUGUCUGCUACAAGGUCAAUGAUUGUCAGUUGAUGGGUCCCGCGGCUGGCGAAUCGGUGGUUGACUUUGUCAAACGCGUCGCCGGUCUGGCAUACAAGCACGCUUACCCCACCAAGGAGGCAUGGGCCAUUGAGGGCGGAUACUUUUUGUUCCAGCUUGUUCUCGCUGCGUUUUUGCCGGGCGGUCUUUGGACUGAAGGUGUGUACGUUACUCACCUGGGCAAGCACCUCAAGUACUACUGCAACGCGUUCCAAGCCCUGUACUUCUCGCUGACGACUGUGCUGGUCUUGCACUUUACGGGCCUGUUCGAGCUGCCGACGAUUCUUGAGCGCUUUGGCGAGAUCAUGACCGUGUCCAUCAUCAUUGGUUUCUCGUUCUCGUUCAUCAUCUUCUUCCAAUCCCUCUACCAGAAGACGGCGGUGCGUAUGUCGGGCAACUACAUCCAUGAUUUCUUCAUGGGUGGGCCUCUGUACCCUCGCUGGGGUAUUGUCGACUACAAGCUCUUUUUCGAGGUCCGCCUCCCGUGGUUCACUCUGAUCUUCUUGUCCCUGGCGUUGGUCUUACACCAGUAUGAGACGUACGGCCAGCCUACCUUCCAGGCCUUGGUUGCCCUUUUGGGCACCUGGCUGUACGGCAAUGCCUGCGCCAAGGGUGAGCAUUUGAUUGUUCCUUCAUGGGAUAUGUUUUACGAAAAGUUCGGCUUCAUGCUUAUUUUCUGGAACAUUUCCGGUGUGCCGUUCACGUAUUGCUACAAUACGCUCUACAUGUACUCCCAUGACCCCAAGGACUAUGAUAUCCCCACUUGGUCCAAGUGGACAAUCUUGGUUGUGCUUGUGCUUGCCCACUUUUUCUUUGACACUGCAAACGGUCAGAAGAACGGGUUCCGCCUUAUGGCUCAAGGCAAGCUUAUCAAGCGCAAGGCGUUCCCGGUCUGGCCCUAUACCCACAUCGAGAACCCCAAGUUUAUUCAGUGCAAGAAUGGCAGCCGUCUUUUGACAGAUGGCUGGUUUGUUUAUGCCCACAAGGCUCACUACACUGCAGACUUUAUCCAGAACCUCUGCUGGGCCCUUAUCACAGGCUUUAAUUCGCCUUUGCCUUACUUCUACCCGGUAUUCUUCUUCUUCAUGAUCCUGCACCGCUGCGAUCGUGACAUGAAGAAGUGUGCUGCCAAGUAUGGCGACGAUUGGGUCGAGUACCGCAAGCGUUGCCCGUACAUUUUUAUUCCCUAUGUGUUUUAG
Messenger RNA from Wickerhamiella sorbophila, 1446 nucleotides. Its product is annotated as Delta(24(24(1)))-sterol reductase. Gene Ontology annotation, cellular component: endoplasmic reticulum membrane. Gene Ontology annotation, molecular function: Delta24(24-1) sterol reductase activity. The transcript has a single exon. The record is from RefSeq and is a predicted model, not a curated record. Lineage: Eukaryota; Fungi; Ascomycota; Dipodascomycetes; Dipodascales; Trichomonascaceae. Gene Ontology annotation, biological process: ergosterol biosynthetic process. Bases 1 to 1446 code for a protein of 481 amino acids.